Molecule: messenger RNA, 958 nt
Organism: Lolium rigidum
Lineage: Eukaryota; Viridiplantae; Streptophyta; Magnoliopsida; Poales; Poaceae
Exons: 5
Coding region: 76-774 (232 amino acids)
Source: RefSeq, a predicted model, not a curated record
GCCCGCGCCGCCCCUCCAUAAAAAUCCGCCGAUUCUUCUCCCUCCGCGAUCCAUCUCCUGCGCACCACAUUCGCCAUGGCCGAUCCCGCCGCCCUCUCCUCCUCCCUGCCCCGCUCGCUGGCGUCCAGGAGGCCCCUCUCCUCCCCGCUCCACGGCGGCCGGCCCCGAUCCCCGCGCCGCUGCCGCUUCGGGUCGCGCCUGCGGGCACGGGCGAGGAAGGGCGACCCCGAGGACAUCUACGGGCCCUACCCCUGGGAGCAGCCCUUGGAUCUCACCACUGGCUUCGAUAUUGAGUGGGUGCAAGAAGAGAAGAUCACCCUCUUCACCUCUGACGGGCUUGUUCAGAUUGGCGGUUCCAUGGUACCUCGUCGAGUCACUGCUUCCGAGAGGCAACAAAAAGCAAAAGGCAUGCAUAAAGUCCGCCGGUUUCAGGAGAGCUCUUACAUGGAUCCAAAUCAAAGUCUCUGCCUUGGAGCACUAUUUAACAUAGCAGCGACAAAUGGCUUAGACAUGGGUAGAAGAUUAUGUAUCUUUGGCUUCUGUCGGUCUAUUGAAAUGCUAAGCGAUGUGGUGGAGGAUACAGUAUUGGAGCAUGGUGGCGAGAUUGUCACUGCAGAGAAGGCGAGCAGUGAUGGCCUUCAGGAGAAGCUGACUAUGUCUGUUGCGGUUCCAUUGCUGUGGGGUGUUCCUCCAGCAUCGGAGACCCUCCAUGUCGCAGUGAGGAGCGGUGGAGGUAUUGUGGACAAGAUCUACUGGCAGUGGGACUUAUUCUAGGAAGCCCAGAUCCCAGACAUUAACAAACAAUCCGUCUCACACUGUAUAUAUGAUUCUUCCUCUCUGAUUGGCUGCACAUAUUGCUUCUCUAUACCUGUACAGACCUGAUUUCUCUUGUGCUAUCGUGGCAUCUUGCAUAUAAAUAAAUAAAAAGGUUCCGAGCUCACAGCUCAUGUUCAAUCUA